This is a messenger RNA of Nothoprocta perdicaria, 901 nucleotides long. RefSeq names its product DnaJ heat shock protein family (Hsp40) member C9 (gene DNAJC9). Gene Ontology annotation, molecular function: heat shock protein binding. The record is from RefSeq and is a predicted model, not a curated record. NCBI's taxonomy places the organism in Eukaryota, Metazoa, Chordata, Aves, Tinamiformes, Tinamidae. The transcript has 5 exons. Gene Ontology annotation, cellular component: cytoplasm; nucleus. The annotation marks the transcript as partial.
GACCGCGCCGAGCCGGCCGCGCGCGAGGAGGCGACGCGGCGCUUCCAGGUGCUGGGCCGCGCGUACGCCGUGCUGAGCGACGCGGAGCGGCGCGCCGUGUACGACGAGCAGGGCACGGUGCUGGAGGAGGAGGAGGGCGAGGAGCCGMGGCCCGAGCGCGACUGGCGGGAGCACUGGAGGCUGCUCUUCAAGAAGAUCACCAUAAAGGACAUCGAGGACUUCGAGAAGAGCUACAAGGACUCGGAAGAGGAGCUCGAUGAUGUCAAGGCGGCCUACGUGGACUUCGAGGGCGACAUGGACAAGAUCAUGGAGUCGGUGCUGUGYGUGGAGUACGCGGAUGAGCCCAGGAUAAGGAGGAUCAUACAGGGGGCCAUCGACUCCGGAGAGCUCCCCGCCUACAAGGCUUUCGUGAAGGAGUCUAAGCAGAAAAUGAACGCAAGGAAGAGGAGGGCAGAAAAAGAAGCUAGAGAGGCAGAAAAGACCAGAGAAGAACUGGGCCUUGGUGAUGGCGAAGAUGAUUUGAAAGCGCUCAUUCAGAGUAGAAAUAAAGAUCGAAAACAGGAAAUGGAUGACUUCUUGGCACAACUGGAAGCAAAAUACGGGAAUAAUUCAAAAAAAGGAGGGAAGAAGACUACCGCCAAGAAAGGGAAGAAGUAAAGGAACUGUGUAGACGGGAAAGUCAGGUAUCACUUUGUAGGGGAAGACUGUGGGGGUUUGAGAGGAUUUUGGAGAUAUUCUGGACUACUGUUUGGGAGUGUGUGCGCAGUAACAUGCUGUGACUGGAAAGUACGAUACGGACCGUGUUGCGAACAAGAAAGACAAAACAUUCUGGCAUUGUUAUUUAAAAUCCUUUAGUUGAUCCUCAGUUAAGAUCAAACAGAUUCUUGACUAACAGUUCUGU